This is a messenger RNA of Rana temporaria (common frog), 1627 nucleotides long. RefSeq names its product regulation of nuclear pre-mRNA domain containing 1B (gene RPRD1B). Gene Ontology annotation, cellular component: RNA polymerase II, holoenzyme. Gene Ontology annotation, biological process: mRNA 3'-end processing. Gene Ontology annotation, molecular function: RNA polymerase II C-terminal domain binding. The coding region runs from base 90 to 1169 and encodes 359 amino acids. The transcript is spliced from 9 exons. The record is from RefSeq and is a predicted model, not a curated record. NCBI's taxonomy places the organism in Eukaryota, Metazoa, Chordata, Amphibia, Anura, Ranidae.
GCCGCCGGAUCACGUGACGAGCGCUGUGCUGAGUUGAGAGGUCAAGCGGCCAUCUUGCGCCGGGCCCGGGGCCCCCCUCACGGAGAGACAUGUCGUCGUUUUCGGAGUCGGCCCUGGAGAAGAAGCUGUCGGAGCUGAGCAACUCGCAGCAGAGCGUGCAGACCCUGUCCCUGUGGCUGAUCCAUCACCGGAAACACGCGGCCCCCAUCGUCACGGUGUGGCAGCGGGAACUCCGGAGAGCGAAAUCAAGCCGGAAAUUGACGUUCUUGUAUUUGGCCAAUGACGUGAUCCAGAACAGCAAGCGCAAAGGCCCUGAGUUCACCCGUGAAUUUGAGAAAGUGUUGCUGGAUGCCUUUUCUCAUGUUUCCAGUGAAGCAGAUGAUGGUUGCCGGAAACCAUUGGAGAGAUUGCUGCACAUCUGGCAAGAGCGUAGUGUCUACACCGCCGACUUCGUCCAGCAACUCAGACUGGCAAUGGAUGACGAUGACAGCCCCAGGGAACCUCCAGAGCCCCGUCCUGUCGAGCCCACGCGCAGAAGCGAACGCAAGCGAGCUGCAGCAGAGUCCAUCUAUACCGCCAAAGUUGACUCCCACUGGUCUAAUAAAGCGGGCGAGGAGAAGGCAUCAUUGAAACGCAGUUUUCAGCAAGUCCAAGAAGAGGACGACGAUUAUCCGGGCAGCUACUCCCCUCGGGAUACUACUUCUGGUCUUCUCCUGACCGAUGAUCUCAUUAAAGCUCUGCAGGACCUGGAGAAUGCCGCCUCUGGAGAUGCAGCAGUAAGGCAGAAAAUUGCCUCCCUUCCGCAGGAGGUCCAGGACGUGUCUUUACUGGAGAAGAUUACAGACAAAGAGACAGCAGAGCGACUUUCCAAGACGGUAGAUGAGGCAUGUCUGCUGCUGGCAGAGUAUAAUGGUCGGCUAGCGGCAGAACUAGAUGAUCGCCGGCAGCUGGCAAAGAUGCUACUGGAGUACACACAGACCCAAAAGGAUACUUUGAGCAAUAAGGAGAAGAAGCUGGAGGAGUACAAACAGAAGCUUGCGCGUGUAACGCAGGUCCGGAAAGAGUUGAAGUCUCACAUACAGAGCCUGCCGGACCUGUCACUACUUCCAAACGUUACAGGUGGACUGGCGCCCCUUCCUUCCGCUGGGGAUCUCUUCUCUACUGACUAGGAGCAACUCUUUGUUUGGUCCACUCCUUUCUCCACCGACAACCCUACACACCAGCAGAGGAGGAGGAGUCUUACCGAGCUCGGAGAGACUGGAACUUGAUCCUCAUUGAAUUAUGACCCUAUUGCGCCUACCUGUGGUGACUACAAGCCAGUGCUCCAUCUCUUUCCCAAGUAGUGUCUUAGUGUCAGCGGCUAAUGGACAAAGCCGAGAGGGUAUCUGCUGAACUCCCAUCAUGUUUUUUUUUUGUUUUGUUUUUUUUUAAAGUUUUUUUUUAGAGACUCGUUUAUGAUGUGUGCACCGAGUAUGCUUCUCGAUUAGCUUGUUUCGGCAGCUUCUCUUUCCUGUUCCCAUCAGGAGAUGGAGGAAUGAAUUUUGUGUUGAGGUGCAGCAUGGCUAAUUUCCUUGUAAUGUGCUGCUGGUCAGAAGUAAUACACAAUAUAGUGUGUCUCCUUUCUCAA